AUGCCGUAUCCCGCUCAGUGGCCCUAUCGGGACAAGGAUUUCUUCCGCCUGGACCAAGGCGACGACGCGGAGUUCUACAAGGAGCCGCGUCUGGUGAAGCACCUGGAGGACAAGACGCUGCAGAGCCUCACCGCCUUCUACGCCCAGGUCUUCCCCACGACGCCCUUCCGCGCGCUGGACCUCUGCUCCUCCUGGGUGUCCCACUACCCCUCGCCCGCGCCGGAGCGGCUGGCGGCCACCGGGAUGAACGCGGAGGAGCUGCAGCGCAACGCCCAGGCCACGGAUUGGACGGUGCAGGACCUGAACGCGGAGCCGAAGUUGCCCUACAAGGACCAGGAAUUUGACGUUGUGACCAACACCGUGUCGGUGGAUUACCUCACGAAGCCCCUGGAGGUCUUCCGCGAGGUGUAUCGCGUCUUGCGCCCGGGUGGUCUGGCGAUUGUGGCCUUCUCCAACCGCUGCUUCCUCUCGAAGCUGGUGUCCAUUUGGAGCGUGGGGGACCUGGACGACCGCGUGGAGGUCGCGGCCAACUACUUCCACUUCGCCGGGUUCCAGGACGCGGAGGUUGUGGACCUCUCCCGUCCAGACACCGACCCCUUGGUGGUGGUCUGCGCGCGCCGGUGA
Molecule: messenger RNA, 624 nt
Organism: Effrenium voratum
Lineage: Eukaryota; Dinophyceae; Suessiales; Symbiodiniaceae
Source: the annotation of a GenBank genome assembly